Messenger RNA from Anopheles maculipalpis, 784 nucleotides. Its product is annotated as barH-like 1 homeobox protein. Gene Ontology annotation, cellular component: nucleus. Bases 23 to 784 code for a protein of 253 amino acids. Gene Ontology annotation, biological process: animal organ development; regulation of transcription by RNA polymerase II. The record is from RefSeq and is a predicted model, not a curated record. The transcript has 4 exons. NCBI's taxonomy places the organism in Eukaryota, Metazoa, Arthropoda, Insecta, Diptera, Culicidae. Gene Ontology annotation, molecular function: RNA polymerase II cis-regulatory region sequence-specific DNA binding; DNA-binding transcription factor activity, RNA polymerase II-specific.
UAGUGAAUUUGAGAAAUACGGUAUGGAGUCCAGCAAAUCGUUUUUCAUACGGGAUCUAUUGGGCGAUUUAAUCAGCAGUCGACAAUGUGAACAAUCAUUUACAGCCCGGCUGAUAUCUGACGAUGAAGAAAACAGCGACGUAGAUAUAGAAGACAGAUCCUCGGACUCGGGAACUAUCAGUCAUUACAAUUCCUAUAUCGCUACCGAGAAUGUUACUAACGAAAACAUUCAUCGAUCAUUGCUAGCUUCCAUUGAACGAGAAUCCAAACAGGAUGUACACACACCGGCGAUAAUUAUAAAAAGUGGACGAAAGCCUCGAAGGCGAAGAACUGCUUUUACACAUGCCCAAUUAGCUUACUUAGAGCGUAAAUUUAGGUGCCAAAAAUAUUUAUCGGUGGCGGACAGGAGCGACGUUGCCGAUGCAUUAAAUCUUUCUGAGACGCAAGUAAAAACAUGGUACCAAAAUCGACGGACCAAAUGGAAGCGACAAAAUCAACUUCGCAUGGAGCAGUUAAGACAUCAAGCUUCGCUGGAAAAAAAUAUAAUAAACGUGUCAAACGCCGCAGGUGGUAGCGUUACACCCAGGCAUCUGCAUCAGCAAACCGAUUCGUCUACUAGUUCCUUGCCAGUUACUAGACCUGGCAAUCAAUGUUGCCAAACACCGCCUGCCCUUGUUGUAUCAUCGCCGUUCGUUUCGUCCAACCCAUGUAGUUUUUUAACUUCCGCUGCCGCUGCCAUUUUUCGUAAUGUUGCCCAACCAUGGUCAUCCAGUUCUCUGCUGUAG